GCCGUGUUGCCCGCCAUGAGCGAGUGCCGGGGCUGCCCUGCGUCGUGCGGAGCUGCUAGGCCGGAGAGUGACGAGAAGCUGUCCUUAGAUGGUGUUGAAAAUGGCUUAAAAUCAAGUGAGGAGCCUCUUUUAAGAAAGAACCCUCGUCGAUUUGUCAUCUUCCCAAUCCAGUAUCCUGACAUAUGGAAAAUGUAUAAGAAGGCACAAGCUUCCUUCUGGACAGCGGAAGAAGUUGACUUAUCAAAGGAUCUUCCUCACUGGCACAAGCUGAAACCAGAAGAAAAAUAUUUUAUUUCGCAUAUCCUGGCUUUUUUUGCAGCCAGCGAUGGAAUUGUGAAUGAAAACCUGGUAGAGCGUUUUAGCCAAGAAGUGCAGGUCCCAGAAGCUCGUUGUUUCUAUGGGUUCCAGAUACUAAUAGAAAAUGUUCACUCAGAGAUGUACAGUUUAUUAAUAGACACUUACAUCAGGGAUCCUGAGAAAAGGGAAUUCCUAUUUAAUGCUAUUGAAACAAUGCCACAUGUCAAGAAGAAAGCAGACUGGGCACUGAGAUGGAUAACAGACAGGGAAGCCACUUUUGGGUUGAGAGUGGUUGCUUUUGCCGCUGUCGAAGGAAUCUUCUUCUCUGGGGCUUUUGCGGCUAUAUUUUGGCUCAAGAAAAGAGGGCUGAUGCCAGGACUCACUUUCUCCAAUGAGCUUAUUAGUAGAGAUGAAGGCCUCCAUUGUGACUUUGCUUGCCUGAUGUUUCGGUAUUUAGUGAAUAAACCAUCGGAGGAAAGAGUCAAAGAGAUAAUUGUCAAUGCAGUUGAAAUUGAGCAGGAGUUUUUGACUGAGGCCUUACCAGUUGGCUUGAUUGGAAUGAAUUGCAUUCUGAUGAAACAAUAUAUUGAGUUUGUGGCAGAUAGGUUACUUCUGGAAUUAGGUUUCUCUAAGGUCUUUGAAGUAGAAAACCCUUUUGACUUCAUGGAGAACAUUUCACUGGAAGGAAAAACCAAUUUCUUUGAGAAGAGGGUUUCAGAGUAUCAGCGUUUUGCAGUGAUGGCUGAAACAAAUGAUAAUGUCUUUACUUUAGAUGCUGACUUCUAGCACUCCCUUCUUUGGAAAACGAAUCUUGCCAAAAUACCCUAUCACCACUGAUAGCGGCAGAAGAUUUUAUUUCUUCUACUGAAUGUGGAAUGUUCUGGGACUAUUUUUCCGGCUUCCCACAGUUGAUGGAUGCUUUUAUACAAUAUAUUUAUUGCAGGUUACGAUGUAAACAUUUUGUGUGCGAAUCUGUGUGCUCUAUAUCAACAGUUCCUUCCAUGAAAUAACACAACUUUUAUAUUUCUACAGAGUUUAAUAUCAUGACAUUUGUGUAAAUCUCAGUUGCAAAUUAUUUCAUCCAAAAUCCACCAUCAGGCAAUGUGUUUAUUAGAGCAGUAAACUUUGAGUUGAAUAAGAGUAAUAACAAAAGCCUUAAUUGAGUAAUAAAAUCCCGUUGCUGCUGAUUCAUUGUGCUGAGUUGCAACCUAGAGGAAUGCUCCAGCUUAAGACCCUAGGAAGGGGCCUGCUGAGUCAGACCAAAGGGCUGUGUAGUCCAAUGUUCUGUUCCCGUCUUUGCAAACCAGAUGCCUAUGGGAAGCCCACAAAUGGAACAGGAGUGCCAUUGGAUCAAAAUGUAUCAAAAUGGAUGGAAAACAAACUUAAGCUGCCUGUGCAUCUUUACCUGGGAUAAGCCCUGUGGAACAGAGUGGGACUUACUUCUGAGUAAAGUUGCGUACAGCUGCACUCUUAACAUAACCAUUCUUAAUCAGACCAAAGAUCGAUCUAAUUCAGCAUUCUGUUUCCUAUAAUUGUCAACAACAUCAACAAAAACACAGAGAAAAUGCUCUCUAGUGCUAGAAAAAGCUAUAAUAAGGACAACAUGUUUCAGAAUGAGAUUUCCUUCCUCAGGGGCUACAGUUUUAAUUUUAACUGUGAAACAUUAACAUUUUUAAAAGCAAAUAAAAGUUAUUGUCAAACAUGGUUUAA
This is a messenger RNA of Elgaria multicarinata webbii, 2007 nucleotides long. It is a transcript of the gene RRM2B, whose product is annotated as ribonucleotide reductase regulatory TP53 inducible subunit M2B. Gene Ontology annotation, biological process: deoxyribonucleotide biosynthetic process. Gene Ontology annotation, cellular component: cytosol. The coding region runs from base 16 to 1083 and encodes 355 amino acids. The transcript is spliced from 9 exons. NCBI's taxonomy places the organism in Eukaryota, Metazoa, Chordata, Lepidosauria, Squamata, Anguidae. The record is from RefSeq and is a predicted model, not a curated record. Gene Ontology annotation, molecular function: ribonucleoside-diphosphate reductase activity, thioredoxin disulfide as acceptor.